AUUAAAACCCCGAUCCAUGUGGUUGGUCAUGACAUCGCAGGCAUGACAUCGCAGGUCUUUGCGAUGUAGUACCCUGAUUUUGUAUCCAGCACUGUCUAGGGAGAAUGUCCGUUAUCAGGAACCACAGAAUACGAAAAGUCCAAGCAAUACCGAGAUCAUUGCUAUUUUGCCAUCAAAGGACAGCAGCUCGAUAUGGCCGCGGCACUAGUAGCAGGAAAAGAAAGUAUUUAUGUCAAGCAGUUCUACGAUCGAUUUGCCUAUAACCAUCCAGUGUUUGGCAAUGAUAUCAUCCACUACUACACCUCGCAGUAUUCUAUGCCUGACGCCUUGCAAUGUGCGUUUUAUGUGUACAGCGCGUUUGAGAUGGAUGCCGCCCAAAACCGAGCAUGGAUAGUGGAGCGGGGAAAAGAGAACACACGGAAUCCGGUCUUGACUGGAGCAGAGCAUGCGCUGGCUGCGGGCGCAGAAUGGAUGGCGAGUGAAGUAUUUGAAAUUUGUUCAGACGCAUUAUGUUACUGAUAGCGGUCAUUACAUUGUGGAGGAGAAUCCGGAGGAAUUGUCGCCCAGAUACUCGAAUUUCCGCAGACGGAGUAAACCUCACUAGUUUCGCCUGUUGCUCCCAAGAUCUCAACAGCCCAGUCCUUGAAUCGAGCUAAGUGCAAUAAUAUUGAUUGAUCCUCUUUUAGCUGAAGUUGCCACACAUAAC
This is a messenger RNA of Aspergillus pseudotamarii, 706 nucleotides long. RefSeq lists its product as uncharacterized. The coding region runs from base 193 to 519 and encodes 108 amino acids. NCBI's taxonomy places the organism in Eukaryota, Fungi, Ascomycota, Eurotiomycetes, Eurotiales, Aspergillaceae. The transcript has a single exon. The record is from RefSeq and is a predicted model, not a curated record.